This is a messenger RNA of Tauraco erythrolophus (red-crested turaco), 1424 nucleotides long. The record is from RefSeq and is a predicted model, not a curated record. NCBI's taxonomy places the organism in Eukaryota, Metazoa, Chordata, Aves, Musophagiformes, Musophagidae.
AUCUUUGAGAUUUUAGACCCGUCUCCUGAAACUGUUCCUUCUGUGAAAACACUUGGAUUGUUUCGGCUGAAAGUACAGUUGUUCAUAACCUGCAAACUGGACGUGAGAUACUGCUUUGCAGUAGCUGUUAAUCUGCUGAUGAACUCAUUCUUAAGUGUGCUUGGCUUGCAAGCUUUACGAGAUGUUGUUACAGUGCCUGUAUUUGGGCAUUUAGGUCUCCGGGUGAAUGGGGAGCUCAUUACUGCCUACCCGCAGGUGGUGGUUGUGCGUGUGCCAACACCUUGGGUCCAGAGCGACAGCGAUAUCACAGUCCUUCGCCACCUGGAGAAGAUGGGCUGUCGGUUGAUGAAUCGUCCCCAAGCCAUCCUUAACUGUGUCAACAAGUUCUGGACGUUUCAAGAACUUGCUGGUCAUGGUGUGCCUCUUCCAGACACUUUUUCAUAUGGUGGUCAUGAGAAUUUUGCCAAAAUGAUUGAUGAGGCGGAAGUGCUGGAGUUCCCUAUGGUGGUGAAGAACACGCGGGGUCACCGAGGUAAAGCUGUGUUCCUGGCACGAGACAAGCACCAUCUGGCAGACCUCAGCCAUCUGAUCCGUCACGAUGCCCCUUACUUAUUUCAAAAAUACGUUAAAGAGUCCCACGGCAAGGACGUGCGUGUCAUCGUGGUAGGAGGCCGUGUGGUGGGCACCAUGCUCCGCUGCUCGACAGACGGGAGGAUGCAAAGUAACUGCUCGCUUGGUGGCGUGGGAAUGAUGUGCUCGCUGAGCGAACAAGGCAAGCAGUUGGCCGUCCAGGUGUCGAACAUCCUGGGGAUGGACGUGUGCGGCAUCGACCUGCUGAUGAAGGACGACGGCUCCUUCUACGUCUGCGAGGCCAACGCAAACGUAGGUUUCAUUGCCUUCGACAAGGCUUGCAAUCUAGAUGUAGCUGGUAUCAUAGCGGACUAUGCCGCUUCCCUGCUCGCCCCCGGUCGCUUGACGCGGCGCAUGUCCUUGCUCUCCGUGGUGUCCACGGCCAGCGAGACUAGCGAGCCAGAGCUGGGCCCUCCGGCUAGUGCCGCUGUCGACAAUAUGAGUGCUAGCUCCAGCUCUGUCGACAGCGACCCUGAGACCACGGAGAGGGAGUUGCUCACCAAGCUCCCGGGGGCUUUGUUCAACAUGAACCAGCUGUUAGCCAAUGAGAUCAAACUGCUCGUGGAGUGACGCCACCUGUAAAUAGAUGACCGACAGAACUCUCUCUUGUAAAUUUAUUUUUAUUUUUUAUUUUUUUUUUUUCCUUUUUUAAACCAACUUGCAAUGCUGUUUAUCGGAGAAGCUCAGAGGAAUGAGGAAACGGGGGGGAUGUCCAUCAGGAGAGCAAAAGGCACGCGUGCUGGGGUUGCUGCCUCUGCUGUUUUUUCAGAACGUAAAAAUUGGGUUGGCUCUUC